AAAACUAUUCGUAUCAAUUCUCUAGUAGUCAACAAUGAACACUGGAUGGAGAAAAUAUUCAACUUUGAAUACUUGAACCUUGAGCGCGUUGUUUGGAAACACGGUGGUCCCGAUCUCCAUCCAGGAUCAAUAAUUUCUAAAACAGGUAGUUCGAAAAUAUUUAAUCGAAUAGGAUCAGGGGUAAUUGGCUCAGCGGUUUAUCUAUCUAUUUCAAUCGGUCAAUGGUCAACUAUCUCUCAAGCGGAAGUCCAAACAAUACUAGAAUGUUCUGUUAUAUGCCUACGCAGUAAAUACAGACACUCAAACAUUUUCAUUAUGUUCGACAGUCCAGCAGCGUUAGAGGCUUUAAAGUCUGCGACAUGCACAUCAAAACUUAUCUGGAAGUGUGUUCAAUCGCUCCAAACACUGGGUACAUUUAUAUUGGAUUCCUCGUCACUUUGCGAUUGUUGGAAAUGAAAGAGCCGAUGAACUGACAAGAAUUGAAGCCUCUCUUCACCUCAUAGGACCAGAAUCUUUCUGUGGUCAUUUGGCUUCCUCCCUUAGAAUGGAACUGAAUACAUGGGAAAUUCUGAAGGUGGAAUCCAACUGGACAAACAAAGGUCUAAUAUUUAACAGAGCAUUUUCCGAGCCGUUAUAAUUUGAACAAACCGUAACAAUCAACAAACCGUCGUUCGUUGUUAGGCCAGUGUUGCCAUUUGAAAAAUUUUAUGCUUUCGUAUACAAAUACAAAAUGAUUCAACAGACAGCAAUUCACUCAGCCCCACACUCCUCUACGAGGGUCAAUCAGUACAAGCAACAAAACUACACCGGCUGAUCGGGCCGAGAAAGUGCGCAGCCAGAAAAUAUUGCGUUUUCCGCAUGUUAAUUUCGCUCUACUUUGCUAUUUUGGUCAUAAUUUUCAACGUCAGCUAGUGUGUAGGAUUCGUCGAUUCCGUGAUACGAACGAAAAAGUAUAGAGAACAAUACAAAAAGAUUUCGCCAUGUGUAGCAGUUCUUGUCCGAUAUGAAUGCUGUCAUCAACCGAGUUUUCCCGUAUUGUCACGCGAAAUCUGAUGUCGAAGUUUUCUAGGAAUUGGCAAACAUUUCCACAGGCAGCAGCAGGGAUGAAAGCGAAAAUAUUUACCUUCAACGAAGCACGUUAUAUUUUUUUCCUGCACUUUUUCACCGAGUAACCAGGCGGUUAGAGGGGGGAUUGAUGAUAUUACCUUUUUACUAUUUUUCACUGAAUCGAGCAGUUGCGCAUUUUUUUGAACUAACUGCUCGGUGCAGACUGGUUUUAAUUUUUGGUAAAAAUCCCAUGAUAUGCUGUCGCAUCAUGUUGAGUAAUUAGUAAACUGACUUUUUAUAAGUAACCAUCUGUCAGCGGAGACAGGCUUUAGAUGUAAUAUAACUAAGCCGUCAUGCUGUCUGUCUUUCGUUUGACGCCGAUUUUUGGUUGUAAUUAGUACUUUACAUUACUACACGAUUUUUGACUACAUUUGAAUUUCGAGAUAAGGACAUAUCACAAGACGUUAAUUACAUCAGAUGUAAAGGAUACAUUUGAUAACUUAAGCUUUUCGUAGUUCAGAGCUGAAUAGAGCACAUACUGAGCAAUGCGAGUCUGUUCAACAUGAACACUAAUUCGCAUCGACAACGACAAUGUACAGUCUCAAUCGUAUCCCGACCAUUGUCCUCUUUCUUUUAAAGCUACCCGCUUAGUCGCUUGGUUGCUCUUGUAGCUGUGAAAAGUUUACACGCGCGAGCCGUUUAGUAUAUAUAAAAGAAUAAAAAAAGCAGGUCAUCAAAUUGGUUUCAAAGUACAGCGAGAUUUCCUUACAACGCAAUACCGAGAGAGAAUCUUUUGUUUUAUUAAUUCACCGGAGAUCGUGAAAAAAAAACUGUUGAAGGGGAAGCAGAAAAGGCUCAUAUGUCUGCCAGAAACCAGUAAAGCCAAUUCGGGCACAUACAAAAGAGGAUCAGUGAUACACCUUCGAGCUACCAAUAUAAAUAAAGUUCUGCCACACACACGCAAACAUGGACAGAAGAGGACGCGUCAUUACAAUGCCGGCCGAGUGUGCCGCCAACCCGCUCCAGCGGGCUCUAGCCGAUGCGAUCAUUCGCAUGGUACCGAUGGAUGAGCUGCGCAUACUGCUAGCCUGUGGAGCCAAAGUCAACGAGCAAGUAACGCAAGGAUUGCGGCCCAUGCACUACGCCGUUUGGCAGAAUAAUGAAGCGGCCGUGAAUCUGCUGUUGGUGCGUAACGCCGAUAUUAACGCAAUCGAUGAAGUUGGAUACAGCGCUCUGCAUCUUGCGGCGGAGCAUGGUUACUACAAUUUGGCCAAAAUCCUGCUGAAUUCAGGCUGUAAAGUAGACUACAGAGAGCCCACCGAUGAUCCCUAUCCAAGGACUACGCUGUGCGAUGAGCCGUUACGAUUGGCACUUCGUAAUCGUCACUACGAUGUGGCUCGCCUCUUGCUAGAACGUGGAGCCGAUCCCAAUAAAAGAUAUUUCUUCGGGUCGGAAAUCAAUUUGGCUACAGACGUAGAAAGCCUGGAAUUGUUGCUCACCUUUGGAGCAAACACGGAAGCCCGAGAUCGCUCGGGAAUAACGCCACUCAUGAGAGCUGUGCGUACCAACGGUAAUAUCGAUUCCGUUCUACUGCUUUUGCAAUACGGAGCUGAUGUGAAUGCCAUGACAGACGCUAGGAACGAUUACCGAACCGUACUUCAUUAUGCUGUGCUAUCAGGUCUUAGACUAUUUGGCGGAAAUGCUUCCUUGGUCACACUACUCAUCAAGCAAGGCGCUCGAGUAGACAUUCCAGCCCCUCUGCCAGAACCAGAUUCGCCAAGCCCACUAGAUUUAGCCGUACUCCGCGGUGAUCCAGCCUUGGUACGAAUACUACUGGAAAAUGGAGCUAACGUUAAUCGAUGCAGUCCAAUUAUCGGGUCACCCCUGCACGUGGCAUGCGCGGACAACAUCCCACACAGAGUUGAAAUCAUGAAGAUGCUCUUGUCCUACGGUGCCGACCCUAAUGUCCGUGUCGUUGGAGAUAUCGCCACUAAUGCCAUUCUGAGGCCCCCACUAGCCGAACUUAUAGCCAGCAAUGAGGUUGUAACCCCUGAGGAACUACAUCUACUUCUGAAAUAUGGUGCGAGGGUGAUCCUCAAAACACAGUUCCGUGACCCAGAUGGUCUACUCAAUUGCCUCGGUAACAUGGAUCCAGAGUCACCGUCGUUCCAACUCAUUUUGGAUGCUGCCGAAGAAUUCGAUCCGUGCAUGAUACGCCGCAAUCGGGAUCUUAACGACAAUCAGCGGGUUUUAUUGUUAAACCGUGCCACCAACCCUAUUCCACUGAAGUCACGACUACGGGCUCACUUUAGACGGAUGUUCGGUCGCAACCUGCCCGAAUUUGUACCCAGUUUAUUUAUCCCCAGGGAACUGCAAAGCUAUCUGCUAUAUGAACAUAGUUUCUGAGCUUUUACUUUGGUUUGGAUAACACGUAAUAAGUAAUCGAAAAGGUACAAACAUACUAUUUUUUGUAAACUUAACUGCAAAAUUAUGAAACAGGAAAAUUCCUUCGAUUUGGAUCGACAACGCACUAAAGUUACAGUGCAAAAUGUCAGCAAUAAUCACUCGAUAAGACUUUUUAUUGGCUCACGAAUUAAUUUUCGUGAAAGAAAAUAUAAUAAUGAUACGACGUAAACUAUAAUAGUUGCUACAUUGAAUUCUAUGGAAAAUCUUCGACUACCUUUGGACCAUAGAGUUUGAAACCAAUUCACUGCCACUUUUCUCAAACGGAUGGUUAGUAGAUGGUCACUGAAGUUGAACCAUGCAACAAAUCCCUAGCCUUUCGGUGAGACCGUGUGGUUUAAAAAACUGUACUCUAAACUGAUAUUUAUCGAAAACUUAUGGAUUUUAGAAACGAACGCUUAGCAUAUAUGUUCUUAUAGCCUUAGCCAGAAAAUAUUGUAAUCAAGAUGAUAUUCUUGCAGACUUUGAAACUUGUUGGUGAUAUGUAUAAUCAUGUAAAAGUAUGAUUCUCAAUAAAACUAUGUAACGUAAAAA
This is a messenger RNA of Wyeomyia smithii (pitcher-plant mosquito), 4044 nucleotides long. Its product is annotated as putative ankyrin repeat protein RF_0381. Gene Ontology annotation, cellular component: nucleus; cytoplasm. Gene Ontology annotation, molecular function: protein binding. NCBI's taxonomy places the organism in Eukaryota, Metazoa, Arthropoda, Insecta, Diptera, Culicidae. The record is from RefSeq and is a predicted model, not a curated record. The coding region runs from base 2014 to 3453 and encodes 479 amino acids. The transcript is spliced from 6 exons.